GGGGAUAAUUUCAUGAGAUCUCGCAUUCGAGUCCGUCCUCGUCUCGCGGUAGAAGAAUGGUCGAAAGCGGUUGUAAAAUGCCUGCUGGGGAGGCGUAUUGGCGACUUAGUAGGAUGAUCUUCGUUUACACAAGUGAGGGGUCGGAGAGCGGCUGUUCUGUUCCAGAGGAAACUGCAUUGGAGGGUGACAGUUCGUCAGCGGCAGGGGUCCAGUCGCAGAGAAAAAUCCAGUGCCUAGAUAACGUUGGGUUGCGCACGUCGAUACCAAGCCCACAGAUCCACCCUGUGACAACAAAGCUGUCGUCCUCCGAGUCGACUGUCAGACAGCAUCUAGAAAUUCAACUCCCCGUGUCGGUGACAGCGGCAUCCGGCAUUACAACAAAUAACCAGCCCCGUGAAGUGACGGUGGUGCCAACCCAGAGAUUGCAACCACGACUCCCCGUGUCGGUGACAGCGGCAUCCGGCAUUACAAGUAACCAGCCCCGUGCAGUGACGGUGGUGCCAACCCAGAGAUUGCAACCACGACUCCCCGUGUCGGUGACAGCGGCAUCCGGCAUUACAAAUAACCAGCCCCGUGCUGUGACGGGGGUGCCAACCCAGAGAUUGCAACCACGACUCCCCGUGUCGGUGACAGCGGCAUCCGGCAUUACAAGUAACCAGCCCCGUGCAGUGACGGUGGUGCCAACCAAGAGAUUGCAAUCACGACUACCUGUGUCGGUGACACCGGCAUCCGGCAUUACAACAAGUAACCAACCCCGUGCAGUGACGGUGGUGCCAACCCAGAGAUUGCAACCACGACUCCCUGUGUCGGCGACAGCGGCAUCCGGCAUUACAAGUAACCAGCCCCGUGCAGUGACGGUGGUGCCAACCCCCAGAUCGCAACCACGAGCCACUAGCAGCGAGCUUCCAGAUGCAUCGGCACUGCUGACCACAGAAAGCCAGCAACAUAGAGUGACGGACGCACCCCGUUUGACGCCAACCACGCCGUCUCUGCAGCGCCCUGCUGAAGCGGCUACCCGACGCCACUGUCGGUGUGGCUUGACGAGCGCGGCAGCUAUCCCUCUGACGUGUCUUGGCCAGCGGUGUCCUUGUUUCGCGGCUGGAAUCAGUUGCAGUGGAUGCCGGUGCAAGGGCUGCCGCAAUCCGGUGGACAAGAUUAUUGAGUUAUACGGCAAGACACAGGGCGCAGACGGUGACGACAACGCGGGAGACGAUGGCGAGCCACCCAAGACAUACGUAGUGAAUGUGGUCAAGUUGUAGAUGUAGACCUCGGGGAUGCCGUGUUGGAGAACAUCGUCCUCCAAAAUGGUGCAUUCUCUCCAGCGGGUUAAAGGACCAGAAAGAUCUUCCUGGUUGACCAGCCAGCAAAGUGCGUGAUGGUCAUUGAGAAUCCUGAAUGGCUUUUCAUACGCGUGUGGGCAAAAUUUAGUCAACGCCUAAUCGAUACCAAGGCACUCCUUGUCAAGGGGCCCCGAAAUGGUUAUCACCAUUUCGGGGUCCCUUACAAAGGAGUGUCUAAAGGUUUGUCACCGUUAAGGCUAAACAUCAUCACACCAUUCGCACCACAAAUUUAGUGAUAUGCCGUGUACCAGGGCCACUACAGACAAUUAUAUCUUAACCUCCUUCUCAUCUCUGCCUCGCCUCCUCAACUCAUGAGGCGCGCUGGCAGCGCUAGCGAUCGCAGUGUCUCCUGGGCGCCGGCUGCGCCGCUAGACGAUUGUAGUUUAUAUUCGUCUAGACCUUCGAAAUCACGCCCUGACAGCUUGCAAGUAGUCUCGGGGGCCAUCGCGUAAUGCGUGCGCAGCAUGCCAACACGGCAGCACGACAGCACGUCAGGAAAAAAAAAAAACGAAGGUCGCCGAGUGGUUCAUAUCUCCUCCGACAGAUGGCGCCACACUACCAGCCAAUCAUCCGCGCAUUUUACACCUUCUGACAAUCAAUCAGAUCAGACGCCGCGGUGACGUGCUGCUGACAUGUUUUUCUAGUCAAGAGCUUGUCGCUCUCCGAAUGGGUGGUUGAAAACGCGUUCGGGCGAGUUGCAACUAUCUGUAGCGAUUCGUAGCUUUAAAGCGUUGUAAUAAAUUACACAGUGUACAUAGAGAGCUCAAAUAGGUCUGUAAAUAACCUUCGGAACUUUGUCUACCGGCCCAAUGUGUGUCUACAAAAUCGCCAACGCCGUUUCAGUGCCUUUUCAGUCGUCAAGUAGGUCUUUUCAGCCAUAGGCGGAGAGUACGGGGGAGGGGGGGGGCUAUUCCGGGCUGCACCAUGGGCAAGAAGAGCUCCCCCUCCACCCCUUGCCUGGGAUAUUCUUCAAGAGCUGGGCUAAGGCUCUCAUUCAUCGCCGACUAACCCUUAAUUAUCCUGUCUUAUAGCUAUUUCACAGAGGACCGUUUAUGCCCGUUCCUUUUGUUUCAGGCUUCCAAAAUUCGGAUCAUGGGGUAGUAACAAGUAGGGAGUUGGCGCCGUGGUCAGCAAUACGAGACGGACAGCAAUAUGAGAGAGCAAGUCUGGCGGCGCCGCGCCCCCUCCGGGAAUAUGAAAGCCUUCCGCCUGUGCUUUCAGCAUUAGAUAAUGCCCUGCUGGCGUUGUGAUAACACGUUCGAGGCCACCAUUUUUCUGAACCAGAACGGCACCUAGAGCUACACCACUGGCGUACGUAUGUUUUUCCGUCUCUGCAUUCUCGUCUAAGUGGCCUAGAAUUGGCGGCGCCUGCAGUUGUCGCUGAAGUUUUCCAAACGCACUUUACUGAGGUUCGUUCCACGUGAAUUGCGUGUCCGCUCCUGUAAGGUGUGCGACAGGCUAUGCUUAAUGGGAAAAGUUCCUCACAAAACGCUUGUAGUACGCGCACAAUCCCAGAAACAUGCGUACAGCUUUCUUGUUUGUGGGCUGCGGGAAGUUUGCAAAGGCGGCCGUCUUCUGAGAGAGAGAGAAACAUUUUUCGCGCAUCCGGCGUGCGGGAAGUCACCGGCAGCGCAGGGCGCGGGUAUUCCCUAUCUGAAGACUAUGGCUACUAGUCCUAUAGUCCCAGCCCCUAGAUCUUGAGGACGUUGUGCUCCGGCUAGGCGUUGGAUACUCGGGCUCCUCCGCUCCCGUUGUCCGGGGCGUCGGUUCCCUUUCUCGUCUGCUUUGCCAGGGCCUCCUCAAGCCGCUGGACGGCCCUUCGUUGUGUGGUUGAGUCUUGGGAGCGUAUCCACGCUCCCACCUCUUCGCGAUACGUGGCGUCCUGGCACUGCCCAUUCCCAUUGUUCACACCACUGUUACACCCGCCCCACAUGAUGUGGCGAAGGGUGGCUAGUUCACGUUCGCACACGCUACACUUAGCGUUCGUCUUCUGUAGGGUCGGGGCCCAUGUCGUGGCGGCUAAUUGCGUGGCCGAGAAAUAAGAGCUGAUCAAGACUUAAUCGCUUCGAGGACAGACAGUUCGCCCUUCUUGUAUUCAGUGAUCAGAAAAUAUUAUGGAAACAAGCACCAUUGGCAACUCUAGCAGUUAAAUAACAAUACAACUGUGAAUGCGAACAGAAUAUCUCAUAUUAAGCUUCCUUUGAUCCUCGCCAGACUACGAGUAUGAAAUCGCCACAUAAAUAUUGAAUAUAAGCUUUGCGGUAUCACUUAGGAACAGUACAUACUGCUUAAUGCAGCACACGUGCUGUGGAAUGUUUAGCUUACAGAUCAACGGCAUCAUAGGCGGAGAAUUCUCAUAUUCCCAGAAGCGGCGGGAGCCGAAUUUCUAUUCCACAUUCUCUUUCUCUCCUACAUAUAUAUGAAGAGAAAGUUUUAUUGAUAGUAUUAGAAAGGUAAUAAAUAUGCGUCUGUCACAUAAAAAUAAACUUUCGUUUUCUUGAUCUAUACAUACCGUACUUAUUUUGCUCAAGAGCCGUGCAAAUAGCGCAAUUAUCGUCAUUUAGUGUCUUCGUUCACAAUGUAACCAUGGCCCCAGACUUCCUAGUUGUCACUUGCUAAUGAUGCGAGUAUUAAAAGCCUGAAAGGAAAAGGCUGGCAUAAACAGUGCGUUGCCAAUGGACGAGAGCCUAAGCCAAGCUUUAUAAAAAUAUUCUAGGUCAGACCGAGGCUCUGCCCUCCAUGAAUCAGCCCGGAGGGGGCACGAGCCGCCCCUUUCUCCCUUACACCCCGCCCCCCCUGUGACUUCUGUUGUUGGACUUUUUCAGAAGUGUUUUGCUUUACUUAAGUAAACGUGCUGAAAAUAUGUCAUUGUAAAUUGCAUCCAUAACACAUAUGUAAUUGUAGGCGGAGUUGCCUGGUGCUCUGACGCACUGAAAAUAAAUACGAGCAGUGGUCUAGGGUGCGUUAAGUAAAAUAUGUCCUGCAUUAUUUCUGCAACUCGCUUUGCACGGGGAAAAAAAACGUGAAAUGUAAACAGACAUUUUGUCCUUGUUUUUGUGUUCUUUUACACCAAAUAUGCACCUGUGUGCACCUGGCAGUCAUCAUGAUCUGUAUGGCACCUUGAUUGUAAACUAUGUUCUUUUGGGGUUAAUUUGCCCUUGGGCUAGCCGAAUGCUGCACUUUGUUUUGAUUAUCGUGGAAUUCUCAUGAAUUUUUGUGCUUUAUGCAUUUUUUCUCUCUAAUACAUUACUUUUCUCGCGCAGCUGUGCUCGAUGCAGAUGUGUAUGUUUUGUGUCUUGCAAAUAUAUUUCUUUCCUCUUUUUCUUUUUUUUUACACAAACUGAUGUAAACUUGUGUAUACCUGCAAAUUUUCAUGUUCUUUCCUUGUAUCCCCUCCCCCACUAUAAUGCCUAUAUGGGCGCUGUGGGUCUUAAAUAAAUAAAUAAAAUGAGUAUUAAAUAAAUACAAAG
Messenger RNA from Rhipicephalus microplus (southern cattle tick), 4810 nucleotides. RefSeq lists its product as uncharacterized. Lineage: Eukaryota; Metazoa; Arthropoda; Arachnida; Ixodida; Ixodidae. The record is from RefSeq and is a predicted model, not a curated record.